This is a messenger RNA of Lichtheimia ornata, 744 nucleotides long. RefSeq lists its product as uncharacterized. The coding region runs from base 1 to 744 and encodes 247 amino acids. The record is from RefSeq and is a predicted model, not a curated record. Gene Ontology annotation, biological process: protein deubiquitination. Gene Ontology annotation, molecular function: cysteine-type deubiquitinase activity. Lineage: Eukaryota; Fungi; Mucoromycota; Mucoromycetes; Mucorales; Lichtheimiaceae. The transcript has 7 exons. Gene Ontology annotation, cellular component: nucleus.
AUGGACCUUGUCCCUUUUAUUCAUUUUGAAAAGCAAGAAGGAUUACUGUGUGCUCAACAUGCGCUGAAUGCAUUGCUUCAAGGCAGCUACUUUACAGCAGUCGAUCUUGCGACGAUUGGACAAAAGCUUGACGAGCGAGAACGGGCAGUGGUGGGGUCUUCAACGGCACUACAACAAGGCUGUAACUAUGACGACUCGGGUUACUUCUCUAUUCAGGUUAUUCAAGAAGCACUUUCAGUAUGGGAUUUAGAGCUGAUACCAUGGAGAUCAGAAGAAGCUGCAGACGCACGAGAUCAUCCAGAGAAUGAAGUGGCGUAUGUAUGUCAUUUAGAUCAACAUUGGUUUACUUUGCGCAAGUUUUCGGUUCCAUGGCGAUGGUAUAACCUUAAUUCCACUCAAAGCACGCCAAUACUUGUCAGCGAAACUUACCUUGGUAUGCUCCUCUCGCAGAUUCAGAAUGAAAACUAUUCGGUUUUCGUUGUACGUGGAACACUGCCAACAUGCGAAGCGGAUCAAAUUGCACCCACGCUGCCGAACCCAUCCACAGCACCAAACGAGUCUCCAACAGCAUUCUCAGGGCAAGGAUAUUCACUUGUCGACAACGACACUGAAAAUGGCAUUAUCGACAAUGAAGAUGAUGAGGAAAUCCAAUUGGCUAAAGCCAUCGAAGCCAGCCUACAACCCCAGGAAAAGAGUGUGGAUAUGGAUGAAAUGCGAAGGAAACGACUUGCACGUUUUGGUUGA